This is a messenger RNA of Beauveria bassiana ARSEF 2860, 1572 nucleotides long. Its product is annotated as Cytochrome P450 CYP584E7. The transcript is spliced from 2 exons. The record is from RefSeq and is a predicted model, not a curated record. Bases 1 to 1572 code for a protein of 523 amino acids. Gene Ontology annotation, molecular function: monooxygenase activity; iron ion binding; heme binding. NCBI's taxonomy places the organism in Eukaryota, Fungi, Ascomycota, Sordariomycetes, Hypocreales, Cordycipitaceae.
AUGACAAUUGUAACACUGAUCUUUGCUGCCAGCGCGCUGGCCUAUUAUGCGCUUCGCGCAUUAUUGAAUGUCCGCAACCGAGCGAACAAGACAGCGAGCCAUCUCACCCACGACGAGCUGCCUACAUACCCUCACCUCGAACCGUUUUGGGGACUCGACUUGUACCUGUCCAUGUGGAGGGAUUUCACCUGCGGCCGUCUGGCCGAGGGUAUGCGCAUGCGCCACAUGCGCCACGGCCCAACCUUUCGGGCGCGCGAGCUCCUUGGCGGCGAGUGCAUCUACACGAUUGACCCAGAAAACAUUCGCGCCGUGACGACGAGCCAGUUUGCGCAGUUUCGAAAGGCGGCCUGGGUGGGCGAGGCGUCGAAGCAUAUUGGUCGCGGCGUGCUGAUGAACGAAGGGGAAGCGUGGCGCCGGUCGAGGGCGCUGCUCAAGCCCGUGUUUGCAAAGACGACGCUGGAUGAGCUGGCGCUUGUGGAGCCGCAUGUCAAAGCAAUGAUUGCGGUUAUUCGAGACGGGCAGCAAGGGGGCUCUGGGCGUGCGUUUGACUUUUCGGAGCUGGCUAGACGGUUUUCGCUCGAUGUGGUGACGGAGUUUUUGUUUGAUGGCUCCGUCGAGAGCCUCUGCAGCAGCGGCAACAACAACAGCAGUACCGACGGCGCCGACUUUUUAUGCCUGGUCAAGGCCUUUGAACCGGCGUGCGGGCUCUUCAUCGCCGUCGGAGCGCUCGCAUGGCUCAAACUGGCGUUUUCUUACCGGAAGCUGCUGGCUGUCGUUGGCGGCAUGAAGGCGUUUUUCAAGAAGCGCCUGGAUCUGCUGCGCGAGAAACAGCAGCAGCAGCAGCAGCAGUGGUAUCGUCCCGGCGGCGACGGCUCGAGCAGCAGCAGGAGUAGCAGCACCUCGCUCUUUCGCAUGCUCGAGAAAGAGGGCCUCUCAGUCGACGACAUGCAGGCGGAGCUGCAAAACAUCUUCUUUGCCAGCUUCGACACCACCACGGCGUUACUUGCCAACCUCGUGCGCAUUCUUGCGGAGCGCCCAGAUGUCCAGGAGAAGCUCCGGGGUGAGAUGGCGCACCUGAACGGCAGACCGCCUACAAGACAAGACAUUUCUGCCAUGCCGUAUCUGCGUAGUGUCUUGUACGAAGGUCUCCGUCUUUACACACCCGUCGCCUCUCACUCGCGACAAGCCGCCGUCGACACGACGCUUCCCCGCGGCGGCGGCCCCGACGGCCAGUCGCCCGUGGUCGUCCGCGCCGGCACGACCAUUGUCUGGAGCGUCUACGCGCUGAACCGCAACCCGGCGCACUAUGGCGACGACUGGGCCGCGUUCGGACCAGAGCGCUGGUGCGAGGGGGUGGCAUCAUCAUCUGCGCACGCCGCGUACUUUAUGCCGUUUGGAUCGGGCCCGCGGUCGUGCAUUGGCCAGCAGAUGGCGCAGACGGAGAUUUCGUACGUGCUGGUGCGGCUGCUGCAGGCUUUUGGCACGCUCGAGAGCAGAGACGACCGUCCGUUUUGCGAGGCAGAGGCCGUGUCGUUUUAUAAUGCGCAUGGAACAAUGGUGGAAAUGUCGUGA